This is a messenger RNA of Tigriopus californicus, 1863 nucleotides long. RefSeq names its product solute carrier family 22 member 21-like. Gene Ontology annotation, molecular function: transmembrane transporter activity. Gene Ontology annotation, biological process: transmembrane transport. The record is from RefSeq and is a predicted model, not a curated record. Gene Ontology annotation, cellular component: membrane. The transcript is spliced from 5 exons. Lineage: Eukaryota; Metazoa; Arthropoda; Copepoda; Harpacticoida; Harpacticidae. The coding region runs from base 122 to 1762 and encodes 546 amino acids.
UUGGCAUCCCCAGGAUCGGCAACAACCCUAAUUCAAUAGGUCUGAUCAUAACAUAAACAUUGUCGAGAUCUCCCACCCACAGCCACAGCUUCCAAUCAAGUCUCCCAUCCCCAAUAUCAAAAUGAGCAAGGACAGGAAACACGAUGUGGAUUUUAUCCUGGACGAACUGGUCGGGGGAGGGGGUUGGUGGCAAUGGAAGAUGACACUGAUGUCUCUGCCCAUUGGUUGGUCGUCAUUAUACGCUCUGUUCAUCACCAUGUACGCAGCGUAUUCACCCCCUCAUCGGUGCUACAUCCCUGCAUGUGAUAGUGCCUCGUCGAUGAUCAAUGAAAGUUGGACAGGGUUUGCUUUGCCCUCAGAGCACCGCUCGUCGAACUUCUUAAAGGUGGCCGAUGAUUUCGAUCCAUGCCAUCGCUAUGAGCCCGUGGGCGAUUCCUGCGAGGCCAGUGCCUUCAACACGUCCUCGUCCUUGGAAUGCGAGGACUACGUUUGGGAUCGCAGCCAGUUUCAGGAGACUCUCGUGACCACCUUGGGACUGACUUGUGGCGAGGAUUGGAAGCGGCGAUUGCUCAGCUCGGUCAUGAUGGUUGGACUCAUGAUUGGCUCGCUGGUUGGAGGCCGUAUAAGCGAUCGCUUUGGGCGGAAAACUGCCAUGCUGGUGUCGUUGGUGACCAUCAUUCCCACCACCAUCGUGGGUGGAUUCGUGCCCAACUAUUUGGUCUACGUGGGUUUGCGACUGUUGACUUGUUCAGCCUUGCCCAUCAUGUGGAUCGCACUCCACACUUACUCAUUGGAAAUGUUCAGUCCCAAGCAUCGGAAGUUAUUGUUUGCCGUGAAGGAUGUUCCCAUUCCAUUCCUUAUCUUCAUCCUCAUCGUGAACUGGAACCGUCAUUGGAGCAACCUUCAUUUGUGGGUGGGCAUUGUGGGAGGGUUGGCUCUGCCGGCUUGGUUCUUUAUCCCCGAAUCUCCCCGUUGGAUGGCCAGUAAUGGACGGAGAGACGAAGCUGAAAGAGUUUUCCUUAGCAUAGCCGCGGGCAAUGGAAAGACUCUCUCCACUGAGCAAGAGAAGGAGAUGAAAAAUAUCUUGGACAACGUGGAGUCCGAAUCCGAGCAGAAUCUCAAUCCAUUGGACAUGUUCCGGAGGCACCACCUGGUCAAGACCCUGAUUUUGAUCUUCUGUUGGUCUACGGUUUGCGUGGGUUUCUAUGCUCUCACUUUGAGCGCCACAAGCUUGUCGGGAGACAUCGUGCUCAACUUUGCCCUCAUGACCUUGGUCGAGUCGCCCUUAUCGAUCUACGUCUACUUCGCUCUGGAUGCGAUUGGUCGCCGUUGGAAUACUAUUAUUUCUUUUGCUCUCAUGGGUGGAAGUUGCAUUGUCUUGGCAUGCGUUCCCAAAACCCAAACGGUCAUUGUGUUCAUUGCUUACUUUAGCGGGAAACUGGGAGCCUCAUUGGGAUUUCUGAUGGUUUAUCUGAUCACUGCCGAGCUGUACCCGACCAAUCUGCGAUCUCAAGCACUUGGGAUCUGUUCCAUGGUGGCAAGGGUUUUUGGGAUGAGUGCUGAAUUCGUCACGGCCUUGGCCGUCUAUUGGCAGCCAUUGCCCAUGCUCGUUUUGGGCGUGCCGGGUUUGAUUGCAGCGGUGUUGGCGGCUUUUCUACAUGAAACUACCGGCAAGGACCUCCCACAAACCAUGAGGGAGGCCGAGGAGAUUGAGGAGGAGACUCUGGAUGAGAACGAGAAUUCGAAAAAAUCCGAACCCUAGACCUCGUCCGAAAAGCCACAAGCACCCUAUUCAAAUCUAUUAUCUUGUGUAGAAUGUAUUUAUUAUUUAUCGACUAAUCCAGAUACACAUUUAUCAUUGGA